This is a messenger RNA of Diaporthe batatas, 1431 nucleotides long. RefSeq lists its product as uncharacterized. Gene Ontology annotation, molecular function: UDP-glucose 4-epimerase activity. The transcript is spliced from 2 exons. NCBI's taxonomy places the organism in Eukaryota, Fungi, Ascomycota, Sordariomycetes, Diaporthales, Diaporthaceae. The record is from RefSeq and is a predicted model, not a curated record. Bases 1 to 1431 code for a protein of 476 amino acids. Gene Ontology annotation, biological process: beta-D-galactose catabolic process via UDP-galactose, Leloir pathway. Gene Ontology annotation, cellular component: cytosol.
AUGGAAGCACAAACAUCUCCGGUAUCCCUGCGGCUUGCCUCAAGCAUGGACAACUGCACAUCGUCGCAGGUGUCUUCGGCCGGCUCGCCCUUGUCUGCCGGCUCACCCCUCACCAACUCCCCCCUCAGCACGCCAGACACAACAGACCUCGAGGACGCGCCACCUCUGAACGUCGCGGAUAACCAUGGGCUGGGGCUGGGGCUUGGGCUCCACUCCGGGACCUCUGACCCAACAUUCGUUCUCGUCAUCGGCGGUCUUGGCUUCAUCGGAUCACACACCGUCCUCGAGCUCCUGCGGGCCGGUUUCAAUGUGAUCGUGGUGGACAACCUGAGCAACAGCUAUGAGAGCGUGCUGCACAACAUCAAGACCAUUGCCGCCAAGGAGUACAAGCAGAGGAACGCACAGAUGCCGCUUGUCCACUUCCAUCGCGUCGACUACCGCAGCCGCUCAAUGCGCUUCCUGCUGGAGAGCUACACAGACCUCGUGCCCGUGCGGGAGGCGUCGGCGGCACCAGAGGCGGCGGAGGAGGCUGACAGGCAGCGCAUGACGUACCAGUCGCGCAUCACGGGGGUGAUCCACUUUGCGGCGUUCAAGUCGGUGUCGGAGUCGAUCGACAAGCCGCUGCAGUACUACAACAACAACGUGUGCGGGCUGGUGUCGCUCCUGGAGCUGCUGGACAAGUUCUCGAUCCGCAACUUCAUCUUCAGCAGCUCGGCGACGGUGUACGGGUCCAAGGCCAACGCGGGGGUGCGGCUGCGGGAGGAGGACCUGGUGCACCUCCCGGAGGCGGCGCAGGACCCCGAGACCAAGGAGAGGGUGGAGCUGACGCCGGCGGUGGCGGGGCUGACGUGCCCGUACGGGCGGACCAAGUACAUGGGCGAGGCGAUCCUGGCGGACCUGGCCGAGGCGGACGAGCGGUGGCGGAUCACGGCGCUGCGCUACUUCAACCCGGUGGGCUGCGACCCGUCGGGGCUGCUGGGCGAGAACCCGCGCAACGUGCCGACCAACCUGUACCCGGUCAUCACGCAGGUGCUGACGGGCGACCGGGCCAGGCUGGACGUGUUCGGGUCGGACUGGGACACGCGCGACGGCAGCGCGGUGAGGGACUUUGUGCACGUGCUGGACGUGGCGCGCGGGCACAUCGCGGCGCUGCGGCCGGCCAAGCUGACGAUGGGGUUCCGGGCGUACAACCUGGGCAGCGGCAACGGCACGACGGUGAUGGAGGCGGUGCGGUCGCUGGAGCAGGCGGCGGGCAGGGCGAUCCCGGUCAAGAUGCAGGGCCGGCGGGCGGGCGACGUCGGCAGCUGCGUGGCCAGCAACGAGCGGGCGUCGCGCGAGCUGGGGUGGCAGCCGCGCGAGAGCAUCACCCAGUGCGCCGUCGACCUGUGGAACUUUGUGAGCAGGGUCGUGACCGUCAGGCCGGCUGCAUGA